Messenger RNA from Chenopodium quinoa (quinoa), 2531 nucleotides. Its product is annotated as protein NRT1/ PTR FAMILY 7.1-like. Gene Ontology annotation, molecular function: transmembrane transporter activity. Gene Ontology annotation, cellular component: membrane. The record is from RefSeq and is a predicted model, not a curated record. Gene Ontology annotation, biological process: transmembrane transport. Lineage: Eukaryota; Viridiplantae; Streptophyta; Magnoliopsida; Caryophyllales; Amaranthaceae. The coding region runs from base 1 to 1977 and encodes 658 amino acids. The transcript is spliced from 5 exons.
AUGACAAUAGGAUUUAUUGGGUCUGUUCAUAGUGGAAUAGAAGCUGGUGGAGUGAUUGCAUUGAGGAUAUUAGUAGGGGUGAUUAAAUUCAAGCAAAGAAGUGAAGACCUAAUUCAACAUCGCGAAGAUGCAGACAAUGAAUUUAAAAAUUGUAUUAACAACGAUGGUGAUGGCAACAAUUCAAGGGAAAAUGCUACUCCUAUUAGUCCACCAAAUGUAGUUGCACCUUCCUUCAAGAAGAAAAGAGGAGGAUGGAAAUCGAUACAAACAUUUAUCGAUACUCGUGUAAUUGAUAUAUAUAUUUUUUUGUAUGCAGCAAACCAAGCAUUAGCAACACUAGCAUUCUUUGGGGUUGGUGUGAACUUGGUAUUGUUCUUAACAAGAGUACUACGACAAGAGAAUGCUGUUGCUGCCAAUAAUGUUAGUGUGUGGACUGGCACUGUUUACUUAUUCUCACUUGUUGGAGCCUUUCUUAGUGACUCGUAUUGGGGUCGUUUCCUCACUUGCACGGUUUUUCAACUAAUUCUUCUCUUGGGGUUGGUGCUACUUUCAUUGACAUCAUGGCUAUUCUUGUUGGAUCCAAAAGGUUGUGGUGAUGGUAAAUUGGUGUGUCAUGAAACAUCCGUAAUUGGUGAAAUAAUAUUCUACAUAUCAAUUUAUAUGGUUGCAUUGGGGUACGGAGGACAUCAACCAACAUGUGCAACAUUUGGGGCAGACCAAUUUGAUGACUCUGACCCAAAAGGAGAAUCUUCUAAAGCAGCAUUCUUUUGCUAUUUCUAUUUUGCACUAAAUUGUGGCUCAUUGUUUUCCAAUACUGUUUUGGUGUAUUAUGAGGAUAAUGGGUAUUGGACUCUUGGAUUUUGGGUAUCAUUUGCUGCUGCUCUUUUGGGAGUAAUUCUUUUCGUGGUCGGAACACCAGGCUAUCGGUUCAUUAAAGCGUGCGGCAACCCUUUGCCGCGCGUUGCUCAAGUGUUUGUUGCUGCCUAUAGGAAGUGUAAUAUCAAAGUUUCUAAUCCAAAUGAGCUCUAUGAAGUUGGAGGUUCUGAGUCCGCCAUCAAAGGAACCAGGAAGAUUGUUCACUCUGAAUAUUUUGGGUUUUUAGAUAAGGCGGCAAUAAUAACUCGUGAAGAUACAUCCGAACCAAAAAACGCAUGGCACAUUUGUACGGUCACACAAGUUGAGGAAGCAAAAUGUGUCCUGAAACUCCUCCCUCUUUGGCUUUGCACCAUCAUCUACUCAGUUAUCUUCACUCAAAUGGCUUCCCUCUUUGUCGAGCAAGGCGAUGUGAUGGACACAAAAAUAGGCAAUUUCCACCUCCCAGCAGCAAGCAUGUCUGUAUUCGACAUUUGUAGCGUUCUCAUUUGUACAGGCAUAUAUCGCCAUAUCCUCGUCCCCGUAUUCGGAAAAUUAAGUGGGAACCCCAAAGGAUUGACUGAGCUCCAAAGAAUGGGAGUCGGACUAAUCAUUGGUAUGCUAGCUAUGGUAGCUGCUGGAGUCACGGAAAUCGAGCGUCUUAAGAGAGUUGUACCUCAUCAGGAAAAGAGCACUUUGAGCGUGUUAUGGCAAAUCCCACAAUAUGUUCUUGUGGGUGCCUCGGAAGUUUUUAUGUAUGUCGGCCAACUCGAGUUCUUUAACGGACAAGCUCCUGAUGGGAUCAAAUCUUUUGGAAGCUCGCUUUGCAUGGCUUCCAUGUCUUUUGGAAAUUAUGUUAGUAGCCUGUUAGUUCACAUGGUAAUGCUAAUCACUGCGAGAGGUGGCAGUCCCGGUUGGAUACCCUCCAAUUUUAAUCACGGUCAUGUCGAAAGGUUUUAUUUCCUUAUUAUGACGCUUACGGCUAUUGAUGCUGUCAUAUAUGUGCUGUUUGCUAAGUGGUACAAACCUGCUACUUUCUUAGAAGCUAGCCAUAGAUUGGAACGUCAGACUACAUUUGAUGGGGAGGAUCAAGUAGAUGAAGAUCAAGCGGUUCAAAGAGUAUGAACGUAAAUUAAGUAAGCUAGUUGUUAGAUUUAAUUCCAAUAACAUUAUGGUUUGCUUUCUACUCUCAAUAAGGGUUUUAAUUUGUUCGGUUGUGUAGACUAGUUUUUUUAUUUUUGAAAGUUUGAUACAUUUUGCUAGCAUAUCGAAUAAUAAUGUAAAUAUAAUAGAUUAUUUGAAUUCUCCUAAAUAUUUUGUUUCAUGUUUUAUUUUAACUUUGUUGCUAAUUUGCUUUAUUGAUAAUCACCUAAUUUGUAUCAAGAUUAGACUUUAGAGAGAUUAAAGUAUGUAAAAUGUUAUUUGAUUAAGGAAUGACAUAAUAAAAACAAAGUAUUUUAAGUGCGAUGAAUAUUAAGUCUUGAAUUAGGAUAUACUAUGUAUAAAACUCAUGAUUUCAGAGACAACAGAAAAAAAAAUCAAUUAGUUAAUCUACCAAUUGCUUGUGUGAUUCAUCUCAAUCACCUCCUCAAAAUGCUAAAGACAAGUAAAAUUAUCGAUUAGAUGAAUAUAAUAUAUUAUUUACAACCCCAUCACUUGUUUUUUUUUUCAAACAUUGA